AGAUUCUAUUUUAUCUUUAAACUUCGCAGCGCUCUAGAAGGUUUUAUGUUUAUGGUCAAAGUCCUCCGGUCAUUGUCCUACUUUACACGCACUUUGACCGAUCCCGUGACACUCAAAGAAACGUAAAAUCGAAUCGACUUGAGAAGAGGAUGAUCAUCCUGGCACUCGCUGUCGAUGCAAACGCUACACAAAUCGCUCCUCCACUGAGUGGUUACGAUCAUGGAUUGAACCACCCGCUCCAGAGACACCUUCUCGUAGGAUUUGCGUGCUUCCUGGCGGUUUUCACCUUGACAAUGAUCAUCAUCUACGCCAGGAAAGAGCUCCACCGGCAGUGUAGCAAAACGCAGCUCGAAUUGGGCCAGUCGGCGCGCAAAUCCCUCUCCCAAGUCCGCCAAUUCUCCUUCCAGGAGAUGGAGCUCGCCACGAACGGAUUCUCCGAGAAUCGCCGGCUGGGCGAUGGUGGAUUUGGCACAGUCUACGCAGGAACCCUUGGCGGUGGAGGCGACGUCGUCGCGGUGAAGCUCCUCCACCGAUCGCCCCAGCAAGCAUCGCCCCAGUUCAUGGCGGAGAUCGACAUCCUCUCGCGAUUCAAGCACCCAAAUCUCGUCCAGCUCCUGGGCUGCUCUACCGACGGCCAAUCCCUCCUCCUCGUCUACGAAUUCGUGGGCAAUGGCACCCUCGCCGAUCACCUCCACACCAAGAAAUCGCGAUUGCCGUGGCUCACACGGCUCGCCAUCGCCAUCGACAUCGCCCAGGUCCUGGCAUACCUCCACUCCUACUCGAUCCUCCACCGCGACGUCAAAUCCACAAACGUCCUCCUGGACGAGGGCUUCCACGCCAAGCUGGGCGACUUCGGGCUCUCCAAAGCGGCCGCCGCCGCCGCCGCGGUUGAAGGCCACGUGUCAAUCGGGGCGCAAGGCACGGCGGGAUACCUGGACCCCGAGUACCACCAGUGCUACGCGCUCACGGACAAGAGCGACGUCUACAGCUUUGGCGUGCUGCUCAUGGAGCUCAUCACCGCCAAGCCGGCGGUGGAUUUCUCGCGCGAGCGCGUCAAUCUCGCGCCCUACGCCGUGGGGAUGCUCCAGGCCGGCGCGUUCGAGCAGAUUAUCGAUCCCCACCUGGAGGCCGCCAGGAAUUGCAUGGUGAGGGCGAUGGCGCUGCGCGUUGCCGAGAUCGCAUUCCAGUGCCUGGCCGCGAAUCCCGAGGAUCGGCCGCGGAUGGGGGAAGUGGCUGCCGCCCUAAUCCAUGUCGCGGAAGAACCCUAAUUUCCGAUCCCAAGAAUCCUUUUUAUUCGUUAAAAAUGCGAUGUUUGAUCGGAGCUGGAUAGCUUUCUUUUUGUCCUGUUGCUUAUACACGUGUGACCAUUUUGCGGC
Molecule: messenger RNA, 1376 nt
Organism: Selaginella moellendorffii
Lineage: Eukaryota; Viridiplantae; Streptophyta; Lycopodiopsida; Selaginellales; Selaginellaceae
Product: LEAF RUST 10 DISEASE-RESISTANCE LOCUS RECEPTOR-LIKE PROTEIN KINASE-like 1.1
Exons: 2
Coding region: 150-1268 (372 amino acids)
Biological process (GO): protein phosphorylation
Molecular function (GO): ATP binding; protein kinase activity
Source: RefSeq, a predicted model, not a curated record